This is a messenger RNA of Fusarium verticillioides 7600, 1486 nucleotides long. RefSeq lists its product as hypothetical. The transcript has a single exon. Bases 129 to 1286 code for a protein of 385 amino acids. The record is from RefSeq and is a predicted model, not a curated record. NCBI's taxonomy places the organism in Eukaryota, Fungi, Ascomycota, Sordariomycetes, Hypocreales, Nectriaceae.
CUAAACCAAUCAUAUUCGCCACAUCGAUAAGCCGUAUCCAUCUUCAGUUACCGCCUUUUUCUACGGCCUCAUCCAAACCGCAUCCUACGUGCUUCACCAACGACACACUCUCUUUUGAAACUAACAUCAUGGGCCUCGACGAAUUCUUCACCAAAGCAGUCCGCGACAGAAAAUUCCAAGCAGCAGCCCUUGAAGUGGCAAGCACAUGCGCCUCUGCAGCGCCCGUCAUCAAGAUCGUCCAGGCUGCGAAUAAGAUCUCCAAGGUCGGAGACGUUAUCCAACAUGCCAACGAUUUCCUCUCUAGCGCGUCGCAGACCAUCAAAGGCGCGCAGAGUAUUCUGCCGCAGAUGCAUAUCAUGGGCCAGUCGUUAGUUGAUAGUACGAGAUUGUUUCACCAGUUUAGUAUUGUCGCUACCACGUUGGGCAUGGGCGCGAAUGUCAUUCAGACGUAUCAGGGUGUUCAGGCUUUGAACCUUAUUGCGGCCAAGCUUGGAGAGAUUUCGACGAGUCUUGAGGCCCAGGCGGCGCUUACGGCUCAGCGAGACUUUCCGCAAUAUGUUUUUGAUAUGAUUCGAGAACGAUUAAGUCAGUCCAGCGUCGACACCGAACGCGAUCAUUGGUUCUUUCUCUACCAUCCCGACACAGAUUGGUAUCCCAAGUUCUUCCAUCUCGUCGAGGAAAAGCCACUAAGCCCUCGAUUCUGCGGCUACACCAACCAGCUCGACACCGUUUUCAUGUUCAUGCUCGCAGCCCGAGAGCGCAUCACUAAGCGAGAAAUGUCAAAAGCACGACGAAAACAAUUCUGUCGACCUGUGCAGCUUCACCUCAUUGUGCCAGCCUACCAAACAAUUCUCAUUCCCGAGCCGAUCCGAAUACCCGACGAGAUUGGCGAUUUUGUCAUCGAAGGACGGAUCAACAGCAACAGACCCUUCGUAUGGCUCAAUCUCCCGGACGAGCAACAACACUAUACAUUUGACGUCGGAAUGUGGAGUCCUCCCCCACCGGGAAUAUGGGAAAAGACUCUCGCCUGGAUGGGUCUGUCAGAAAAGCCCAAGAUCUCGGAUACACCGCGACUUCUCGGUGUAGGAGAAAAGAUUGAGAUGAUUGAGGAUGAGAAGAGAGAGAUGACUAUCCAGACUAUCGAAGAAGAUGGCUCUAUGGAAGUUGUCAAGAGAGCUGCUACUGAGUCAAGUCUUGAUUUGGCGGCAGUGAAUAAACAUCGAUCUACACCAUUGCAUGAAGGUCGACGACGUCGACGAUCACGAAGGACAGAGUCUGUUGCAUGAUUUGGAGAAGUAUUUACUUUGCAUUUCAAUGGCGUUUUGGAUACGGCGUUACACGGAUGAUACAGAUACAAUAUCAAAGCGGAAACAACAUACAUGGAAUCAUGACUACUAGAUUGUCAAAUGAUAGAGCUCAGCACAGUUUGCAUAGUGAGCCAGUUACGAAUAUAGAAUUUUGAACGACCGUAAAUAUCGGAUCCACA